AUGGCCGCUGCUACUACCCCCGGCGCUGUUGAUCAGCUCGCCUCUGAUCUCGGCAACACUUCCCUCAACAGCGGCGAUGCCAAGGCCCCCGCUGCCAUCAACACCAACGUCGCUGGCGAUGCUCAGGGCGAGGAGCCCGAUACCGCGACCCCCAACACCGCCCAGACUCCCCACCCUCACGCUUCCGCCUCCCUCUACGUCGGUGAGCUGGACCCCUCCGUCACCGAAGCUAUGCUCUUCGAGCUGUUCUCAUCCAUUGGCUCUGUCGCCUCGAUCCGCGUCUGCCGCGAUGCCGUCACCCGUCGCUCGCUGGGCUACGCCUACGUCAACUACAACGCCACCUCGGAUGGUGAGCGCGCCCUCGAGGAGCUCAACUACACCCAGAUCAAGGGCCGCCCUUGCCGCAUCAUGUGGUCCCAGCGUGACCCUGCCCUCCGCAAGACCGGUUCCGGCAACAUCUUCAUCAAGAACCUUGACGCCGCCAUCGACAACAAGGCUCUGCACGACACCUUUGCCGCUUUCGGUAACAUCCUGAGCUGCAAGGUUGCCCAGGACGAGAGUGGUAACUCCAAGGGCUACGGUUUCGUCCACUACGAGACCGACGAGGCCGCUGCUGCUGCUAUCAAGCACGUCAACGGUAUGCUUCUCAACGAGAAGAAGGUCUACGUCGGCCCCCACAUCCCCAAGAAGGACCGCCAGAGCAAGUUCGAGGAGAUGAAGGCCAACUUCACCAACGUUUACGUCAAGAACAUUGCCACCGAGGCCAGUGACGAUGACUUCCGCCUGCUGUUCGAGCAGUACGGUGACGUCACUUCGUCGUCUCUCGCCCGUGACCAGGAGGGCAAGUCUCGCGGUUUCGGUUUCGUCAACUUCACCACCCACGAGGCUGCCGCCAAGGCUGUUGACGAGCUGAACGGCAAGGACUUCCAGGGCCAGGACCUCUACGUUGGCCGUGCUCAGAAGAAGCACGAGCGCGAGGAGGAGCUGCGCAAGUCGUACGAGGCCGCCCGCCAGGAGAAGGCCAGCAAGUACCAGGGCGUCAACUUGUACAUCAAGAACCUGGCCGAUGAUGUCGACGACGAGAAGCUGCGCGCCAUGUUCUCCGAGUUCGGUCCUAUCACCUCUGCCAAGGUCAUGCGUGACAGCCUGAGCGAGUCCAGCGACGACGAGGGCAAGGACAAGGAAUCGGACGAGGGCACUCAGGAGAACACCAAGGAGAACGAGCAGCCUACCGAGGAGGCCAAGGAGGAGGAGGGUGAGAAGAAGGAGAAGAAGGGCGACCGCAAGCUUGGCAAGAGCAAGGGCUUCGGUUUCGUCUGCUUCAGCAACCCUGAGGACGCCACCAAGGCUGUCACCGAGAUGAACCAGCGCAUGAUCGAGGGAAAGCCCCUCUACGUCGCCCUGGCUCAGCGCAAGGAUGUGAGGAAGAGCCAGCUUGAGGCUAGUAUACAAGCUCGCAACCAGCUCCGUAUGCAACACGCUGCUGCCCAGGCCGGUGUGCCCCAGCAGUUCAUCCAGCCUCCCGUCUUCUACGGCCCAGGCCAGCAGCCCGUCUUCCCUCCUGGCGGCGGCCGGGGCAUGCCCUUCCCUCAGCCCGGCAUGGGUAUGCCUGGUGUCCAGGGCGGCCGACCCGGCCAGUUCCCCAACUACCAGGGCGGUGGCCGUGGUGGACCCAUGCCCCAGGGUAUGUACAUGCCCGGCAUGCCCGGCCAAUUCCCUCCUGGUGCUCCUUAUGGCCAGCCUGGCAACCCUCAGUUCAUGGCUGCCAUGGCACAGGCCCAGCAGACUGCCCUCAACAACGGCCGCGGCGGCCCCGGCGGACGCGGACCCAUGCCUAACAUGCCCAACAUGCCCGGCCCUGGUCUGCCCGGAUAUCCUCCCAACGCCAGGCAGGGUGGCCCCGGCCGCGGUGGCAUGAACCAGCGCAACGGACAGAUGGGUGGCCAGUUCCCUCAGGGUGGAAGAGGCGCUCCUGCUGCUGGUGCCCAGCCGCAAGAGCCCCUGACUCCUGCUUCUCUUCUGCAGUCGCAGCUUCAGGCCCACGCCGGAAACCCUCAACAGCAGAAGCAGAUGCUGGGUGAGGUCAUCUUCCCCAAGAUCGCUGCUCUGCAGCCUGAGCUGGCCGGCAAGAUUACCGGUAUGCUGUUGGAGAUGGACAACAACGAGCUCGUCAACCUGAUUGAUAGUGAGGAUGCUCUCCGCGUCAAGGUCGACGAGGCCAUUGCUGUCUAUGACGAGUACGUCAAGUCGCAGGGUGGUGCUGAGACCAAGGCCGAGCCCGCCAAGGAGGAGAAGGCCGAGGAGAAGGCAUAA
Neoarthrinium moseri is the source of this 2313-nucleotide messenger RNA. RefSeq lists its product as uncharacterized. Gene Ontology annotation, cellular component: ribonucleoprotein complex. Gene Ontology annotation, molecular function: RNA binding. The transcript is spliced from 2 exons. The record is from RefSeq and is a predicted model, not a curated record. NCBI's taxonomy places the organism in Eukaryota, Fungi, Ascomycota, Sordariomycetes, Amphisphaeriales, Apiosporaceae. The coding region runs from base 1 to 2313 and encodes 770 amino acids.